Penicillium brasilianum is the source of this 837-nucleotide messenger RNA. The record is from the annotation of a GenBank genome assembly. NCBI's taxonomy places the organism in Eukaryota, Fungi, Ascomycota, Eurotiomycetes, Eurotiales, Aspergillaceae.
AUGGCCAAGUCCGCCCCGUCAAUCGCAGUCAAGGACCUCUCCUAUAAAUUCCAAGAUGGCUCCGAGGGCCUGGAGCACGUUACCCUUGAUCUUCCUGCCGGAAGUCGAACCCUUCUAAUCGGCGCAAACGGCGCAGGCAAAACCACCCUCCUCCGCCUCCUCUCCGGCAAACGCCUCGCACCCACAAACACCGUCUCAGUCGGCGGCGUAGACCCCUUCAAAGACAGCCUCGAAGGCGUAACCUACCUCGGCGUAGAAUGGGUCCUGAACAGCAUCGUCCGCACGGACAUCGACGUCCCCACCCUCCUCGCCUCCGUCGGCGGGAACGCCUGGCCCGAACGCCGCGACGAACUAGUCGAUAUCCUCGACAUCGAUCUCCGCUGGCGCAUGCACGCCGUCUCGGACGGUGAGCGGCGCCGUGUCCAGCUCGCAAUGGGUCUCUUACGACCCUGGACCGUGUUGUUGCUUGACGAAAUCACCGUGGACCUGGAUCUGCUUUCGCGGAGCAACUUCCUCGCGUUCUUGAAGAGGGAGACCGAGUCUAGACCGUGUACUAUCGUCUAUGCGACGCAUAUCCUGGACAAUCUGGCGCAGUGGCCGACUCAUCUUGUGCAUAUGCAUUUGGGCAAGGUCAGAGCUGACGGUCCGUUGGAGACGUUUUAUGAUCAGGUGCCGGAUUGGACGUCGGAGAAUAGUAGGCUUGGUGAGUUGGUAUUGAAGUGGUUGAAGGAGGACUUGAAGGCUCGUGGACCUAGGAAUGGGGUUUCGGGCCAGGCAAAGACUUAUGGGGCGACGGAUGGUAUUGGUGGGUACGGUUUGGAGAAGAGGAGUGAGUAA